AUGAUUUUACCAAAGCAGUAUCGUUGCACACACUCUCCUACCUGCCAAUGCACAAGAGGCCAUCUAAACAAAGACGUGCUGUUAUUAGUCUUCAAGCAUUUAAACUGGAACCCUAAACUAGUCGCAACACUCUCCUGCGUCUGCAAAUGGUUUGAUGAUUUCGCCAAACGUGUACUCUGGAAAGAGUUCUGCAAGACACGUGCGCCAAGAAUGAUGCUUGAUCUACAAUCUAGCGGUAGUCACUGCAUAGACGGUAACUGGAGAGCUCUAGGGAAGCUUCUCAUUUACUGCACAGGAUGCACAGAAGGCGGUCUUUUCAACAGCACGGUUCAAAUCCCUGGCCACUUUGUUUACAGAACAAGAUUCUCGAGGACGUUAGGGAGAAGCCUCCUUCCACCUCAGUGUAGAACCGAUGUGCUCUACGUUAGUGAUCCAUGUGAGCAUCUUGAUCAAGGAGAAGAAGGUGAUGUGGGUCUGUUCCGAGGGAUUUUCAAGUCGUUCCCAACGUCUAAAGUCAGGAAAGUUAUUAUUAACAAGGCGGUUCCGUUUCAUCCAUCUGAGGUUUGUCCGUAUUGUAAAGCUAAAAUGUGGAGCAUGCUCCAAGCUAAGAUCAUGCCUCAGAGUGCAUGCGCUCGUUUGGAAGCUUAUGAGGAUUGCAUUGAGUAUUUUGUUUGUCUUAAUGGUCAUUUGCUUGGGAUAUGUACUCUGGCGCCUUUGUCUGAUUCAGAGGAGGCGGUUCCAAGUGAAGAUAGCAAUCACACAGAGAAGAAACAAGACAAUUGCUUGGCUAAAGAAAAUGGAUUGAAAAGGAGACAUUCUUUGUUGGGUGGAAGUGAGAAUGGACCAUCGCCUCAAAAACGACUGACUAGUUCAAAUCAGUGUAACAUUGAUUGA
Eruca vesicaria subsp. sativa (arugula) is the source of this 894-nucleotide messenger RNA. The record is from the annotation of a GenBank genome assembly. NCBI's taxonomy places the organism in Eukaryota, Viridiplantae, Streptophyta, Magnoliopsida, Brassicales, Brassicaceae.